AUGCCUCCUAACAGUUCCUUGAAAAUGGAGCUGGUUUGGAAUUCAGUCUUUAUUGUCCUCCUAAGUUUUUCGUGCUGGGGGUUAGACUGGGAAUCUGACCGAAAUUUCAUUUCAGCUGCUGGUCCUCUAACCAGUGAUUUGCUGCACAACCUGAACGAUCCACUGGGAAGCAAGAGUUCUAACAUCGUAGCAGAGGAAAAAGACAUUUAUGUUUGUCGCCAGCCACUGCCUGCUUUCCUGCAGGAUUACUUCAGCAGUGUUCGUGCCAGUAAGGUCACUCAUUACAAAGUAUUUCUGCCAUGGGCCCGGCUUCUCCCAGCAGGAAGCUCCAAGAACCCCAACAGGAGAACCGUGCAGUGCUACCGGCGGCUCCUGGAGGCACUCAGGACCGCCCACCUUCAGCCCCUGGUCGUCCUGCACCACCAGGCCCUCCCUGCCCACACCAUUCAGAGAAGUGCAGGCUUUGCUAAACUCUUUGCUGACUAUGCCGCAUUCGCCUUCCACUCCUUUGGCGACCUAGUUGAGGUCUGGUUCACUUUUAGUGAUUUGGAGAAGGUGAUAGCAGAGCUUCCUCACCAGGAAUCAAGAUCUUCUCGUCUCCAGACCCUCACUGAUGCCCACAGAAAAGCCUAUGAGAUUUACCACAAAAAAUACGCUUCUCCAGGGCAAGGAAGAAAAGAGUGUAAGUGUGAAUGGGAGUUGUCAGGCUAUGCUCAGGCCAUCACUUCAGCAGACUGGAAUGCAGAGGGCAGACCGUGCGACUUGGAGAAGAGGAUUCCCGGCCGAGAGAAGAGUGGAAAGCCCCUCCGUGAGCUUAAUGAACUAGGAGUAGAGGGUGGGAGAGGCGGAAAACUCUCCGUGGUCCUGCGAGCGGACGCGGUCGACGAGUCGCUGCUGGAACCCUCCACGUCUGCGCUCGCCAAGGGCGCAGUUGAUUUCCUCUCUCUUGAUUUGUCUUAUGAAUGCCAAAGUGAAGCAAGUUUAAAGCAGAAGCUGGGUAAAUUGCAGACUAUUGAGCCGAAAGUGAAAGUUUUCAUCUUCAAUUUAAAACUUCAGGACUGCCUCUCUACCAGGAAGAACCCAGCUAGGCUUCUCUUUAGCCUUCUGGAAGCCAUAAAUAAAGACCAAGUGCUCACCCUUGGGUUUGAUAUUAAUACCUUCCUGAGCUGUCUACCAAGUUCCAAGAAAAGCUGGUCUUGUUCUCUGACCGAAAGCCUGACCCUUCAGACUGCCCCACAGCAGGACCUCAAGGCCACAGUAGGCUCCUUGCCACCGCGCUCAGCCUACCGGAGACUCUGGGAAACGUUUGCUAACCAGUCCAAGACGGAAAGGGAUGUUUUCCUGCAGGACGUUUUUCCUGAAGGCUUCCUUUGGGGAGUCUCCACAGGAGCUUUUAACGUGGAAGGAGGCUGGGCUGAGGGUGGAAGAGGGGCAAGUGUCUGGGACCGACUCAAGCACCAGAAUGCCACCAAGGGCCAAGCAACGCCAGAGGUGGCCAGCGACAGUUACCACAAGGUGGACUCUGACAUUGCCCUGCUUCGUGGCCUCCAAGCUCAGGUUUACAAGUUCUCCAUCUCCUGGUCCCGCAUCUUCCCCACUGGGCAUGGGCACAGUCCCAGCCCCCAGGGUGUUGCCUACUACAACAAGCUGAUUGACAGCCUGCUGGCCUCCCACAUCCAGCCCAUGGCCACACUGUUCCACUGGGACCUGCCUCAGGCCCUGCAGGAUCACGGUGGGUGGCAGAAUGAGAGCACAGUGGAUGCCUUCCUGGACUUUGCAGCCUUCUGCUUCUCUACUUUUGGGGACCGUGUGAAGUUGUGGGUGACCUUCCAUGAGCCAUGGGUGAUGAGUUAUGCAGGCUAUGGCACUGGUCAACAUGCGCCAGGCAUCUCUGACCCAGGAGUGGCCUCUUUUAAGGUGGCUCACUUGGUCCUUAAGGCUCAUGCCAGAGUUUGGCACCACUACAAUAGCCACUAUCGCCCACAGCAGCAGGGACACGUGGGCAUUGUGCUGAACUCAGACUGGGCAGAACCUCUGUCUCCAGAGAAGCCUGAAGACGUGAGAGCCUCUGAACGCUUCCUGCACUUCAUGCUGGGCUGGUUUGCACACCCCAUCUUUGUGGAUGGAGACUACCCUGCUGCCCUCAGGGCCCAGAUCCAAUGGAUGAACCAACAGUGCCCCAGGCCUGUGGCCCAGCUCCCUGAGUUCACCAAGGCAGAGAAGCGGCUUCUGAAAGGCUCUGCUGACUUUCUGGGUCUGUCUCAUUACACUUCCCACCUCAUCAGCAAGGCUCAACAAGAUUCCUGUAUCCCUAGCUAUAAUACCAUUGGUGACUUCUCUCAACACACGGACCCUGAAUGGCCCCAGACUUCAUCCCCUUGGAUUCAUGUGGUGCCCUGGGGUAUAAGGAGGCUUUUGCAGUUUGCAUCCUUGGAGUACACAAGAGGAAGAGUUCCGAUCUACCUGGCUGGGAACGGCAUGCCCAUAGGGGAAACUGAAGAUCUCUUUGAUGAUUCCUUGAGGGUAGACUACUUCAAUCAAUAUAUCAAUGAGGUGCUCAAGGCUGUCAAGGAGGACUCAGUGGAUAUUCGAUCUUACAUCGCUCGUUCCUUCAUAGAUGGAUUCGAAGGUCCCUCUGGUUACAGCCAGAGGUUUGGCCUGCACCAUGUCAAUUUCAGUGACAGCAGCAAGCCGAGGACUCCCAGGAAAUCUGCCUAUUUUUUCACCAGCAUCAUUGAAAAGAACGGUUUUCUCACCAAAGUAGUAAAAAGACUGCCACCACCCAGAACUGCCAACAUCCCCCCUAAAAUCAGAGCCUUUACUUUUCCAUCUGAGGUGCCCUCCAAGGCUAAAGUCAUUUGGGAAAAGUUCUCCAGCCAACCCAAGUUUGAAAGAGAUCUGUUUUACCAUGGCACAUUUCGAGAUGACUUUCUGUGGGGCGUAUCCUCGUCAGCCUACCAGACUGAAGGAGCUUGGAAUGCCGACGGCAAAGGCUCCAGCAUCUGGGAUAACUUUACCCACACGCCAGGGAGCAAUGUGAAAGGCAAUGCCACUGGAGACGUAGCCUGUGACAGCUAUAACCAGCUGGAUGCUGAUCUGAAUAUGCUUAGAGCUUUGAAAGUGAAGGCCUAUCAUUUCUCUAUCUCCUGGUCUCGGAUUUUCCCAACUGGGAGAAACAGUUCUGUCAAUAGCCAAGGUGUUGAUUAUUACAACAGGCUAAUCAAUGGCUUGGUGGGAAGCCACAUCUCUCCCGUGGUGACCCUGUUCCACUGGGACCUGCCCCAGGCCCUCCAGGAUAUUGGAGGCUGGGAGAAUCCUUCCUUGAUUGAGUUGUUUAACAGUUAUGCAGACUUUUGUUUCCAGACGUUUGGUGACAGAGUCAAGUUCUGGAUAACCUUUAACAAGCCCACAUACCAGGCAUGGUUGGGUUAUGGCUCAGGGGAGUUUCCCCCGAAUGUGAAGGACCCAGGCUGGGCACCUUACAGGAUUGGCCAUGCACUCAUCAAAGCUCAUGCUAGAGUCUAUCACACUUAUGAUAAGACAUACAGGCAAGACCAGAAGGGGGUCAUCUCUUUGAGCCUCAGUGCACACUGGGCAGAGCCCAAGUCACCAGAGGUGCGGAGGGAUGUGGAGGCAGCUGACCGAAUGCUGCAGUUCUCCCUGGGCUGGUUCGCCCACCCCAUUUUCCGAAACGGAGACUAUCCUGAUGUCAUGAAGUGGAAAGUGGGGAACAGAAGUGAACUACAACACUUAACCACCUCUCGCCUGCCAAGCUUCACCGAGGAGGAGAAGAGGUACAUCAGGGGCACAGCUGAUGUGUUCUGCCUCAACACGUACUCCUCCAGAAUUGUGCAGCAUACAACACCCAGGUUAAACCCUCCCUCAUACAAAGAUGACCAGGAAACAACUGAGGAGGAGGACCCUUCAUGGCCCUCCACAGCAGUGAGCAGAGCUGCAGCCUGGGGGACACGGCGACUGCUCAGCUGGAUCAAGGAAGAGUAUGGUGACAUUCCUGUUUACAUCACUGAAAAUGGGGUGGGGCUGACAAACCCAAAAGUGGAGGAUACUGAUAGGAUAUUUUACCACAAAACCUACAUCAAUGAAGCUUUGAAAGCCUACAGGCUUGACGGUGUAGACCUUCGAGGCUAUGCUGCGUGGUCUCUGAUGGACAGCUUUGAGUGGCUGAAUGGCUAUACAGUCAAGUUUGGACUGCACCAUGUUGAUUUCAAUAAUGUGAACAGGCCUCGCACAGCACGAGCCUCUGCUAGGUACUACACAGAGGUCAUCACCAACAACGGCAUGCCACUGCCCAAGGAAGAUGAGUUCCUCUACGGACGAUUUCCCGAGGGCUUCAUCUGGAGUGCAGCUUCUGCUGCAUAUCAGAUCGAAGGUGCAUGGAGAGCAGAUGGCAAAGGACUCAGUAUCUGGGACAUGUUUUCUCACACACCACUGAGGGUUGAGAACAACGACACCGGAGAUGUGGCCUGUGACAGUUACCACAAGAUUGCUGAGGAUGUGGUUGCCCUGCAGAACCUGGGUGUGUCCCACUAUCGCUUUUCCAUCUCUUGGCCUCGCAUCCUCCCUGAUGGGACCACCAAGUACAUCAAUGAAGCAGGCCUGAACUACUACAUGCAGCUCAUUGAUACACUGCUGGCUGUCAACAUCAAGCCACAGGUGACCAUUUACCACUGGGACCUGCCCCAGGCACUCCAGGAUAUUGGCGGCUGGGAGAAUGAGACCAUUGUGCAGCGGUUUAGAGAGUAUGCGGAUGUGCUCUUCCAGAGGCUGGGGGACAAAGUGAAGUUUUGGAUCACACUGAAUGAGCCCUUUGUCAUUGCUAACCAGGGCUAUGGCUAUGGCACACAUGCCCCAGGAAUCUCCUUUAGGCCUGGCACUGCCCCCUACAUCGUUGGCCACAACCUAAUAAAGGCUCAUGCUGAAGCCUGGCAUCUGUACAAUGACAUGUACCGUGCCAGUCAAGGUGGCGUGAUUUCCAUCACCAUCAACAGUGACUGGGCUGAGCCCAGAGACCCCUCCAACCAGGAGGAUGUGGAGGCAGCCAGGAGAUACAUGCAGUUUAUGGGAGGCUGGUUUGCACAUCCUAUUUUCAAGAAUGGAGAUUACAAUGAGGUGAUGAAGACACGGAUCCGUGAAAGGAGCUUGGCCGCAGGCCUCACCAAGUCUCGGCUCCCAGAGUUCACUGAGAACGAGAAGAGGAGGAUCAAUGGCACCUAUGACUUUUUUGGGUUCAAUCACUACACCACUGUCCUGGCCUACAACCUUGACUAUGCCUCAUGGAUCUCUUCCUUCGAUGCAGACAGGGGAGUUGCCUCCAUCACAGAUCGCUCUUGGCCAGACUCUGGCUCCUUCUGGCUGAAGAUGACACCUUUUGGAUUCAGGAAGAUCCUGAACUGGUUAAAAGAUGAGUACAACAAUCCUCCAAUUUACGUAACAGAAAAUGGAGUGUCCCAACGGGGAGAGACAGACCUCAACGACACCACAAGAAUCUACUACCUCCGCAGUUACAUCAAUGAAGCACUCAAAGCUGUGCAGGAUAAGGUGGACCUUCGAGGAUACACAGUUUGGAGUGUGAUGGACAACAUUGAGUGGGCCACAGGCUUCACAGAGAGGUUUGGUCUGCAUUUUGUGAACUACACUGACCCUUCUCUGCCAAGGAUCCCCAAAGCCUCAGUCAAGUUCUAUGCCUCUGUAGCCCGGUGCAAUGGCUUCCCUGACCCUGCUGCAGGGCCACACCCUUGUCUCCAGCCAGAAGAUGUUGGACCCACCAUCAGCCCCAUGAAAGGGGAAGAGGUUCCGUUCCUGGGGCUGACACUAGGUACAACAGAAGCCCAGACAGCUUUGUACAUACUCUUUACUCUUCUGCUUCUUGGAGUCUGCUGUGUGGCAUUUCUAUCAUACAAGUACUAUAAGCACUUAAAUAAGGGGUAACACAACCAGGCCAACAGGAAUUAAGCCCUAUUUCUUCAUUCUGACCCACAAAAUUCCUUAGGCUCUUAUAUUAUGCACGUACCAAACUACUUCUUAAAGGCCUUCUGCAGUGUUAGAGGCUAUUUAAAUCUUGAAGGACUUCAAGUCCCUGAUUAAAAUGGAUAUAUCAGCAUCGUGUCCAGUAUCAGGGAUUCAUCUGGGCUUUAGAAGACCUGGCAGGUGGCUCUUGUGGAAAUGUGCAGCUACUAAGCUCAUCCAGUUGUUCUGUGGGCCACUUAAAUACAGCCCAGCUAAGUUUCAGAGACUUUAAAAGUGGAAAUAUGAGUAAAACCACAGUCCUUUAUGUAAGAAAUCAGCUUCACUGUAUGGAUGGACCUCAAUUUUAUCUCCUGCCCUCUCUUCAAGCUCCCUCACAGCCUCAUACUUUUUGCUUCCCAGAAAAUAAAAAUAGUGCUAUGUUCUAUAUCUAUGGGUGUUUCUCCUUGUGAAGGUAGGUUCCACAGAAUUUAUUAAGUCCCACAAGCCAAUUGGGGCAUCUAAGCUAGCCCACUAAACCAAAACUUUCUGCUGAUACAAUAUAUUCCCUGGACCAGAGAUAUCAUAACAUACAAAAAGAGAUGAUCAUUGAUUGAUACUUUCUUUCCCCUACUGCUUCAUGUCCUUCCUGCCUCUCCCCUGUCUAUAGUACAACUUAUAAGAACCUAAGUAUGGCCUGCAAGGCCCAUGUGAUCUACUUUUACUUAGCCGGUUUCCCUUUUUCUUCUCUCAAUUUAUGGUUAGCUCUGACCUGCAUGGACUGGACUAUGCCAUAUUCCUUCUGAAAAUGCCUUGAAGUCUCAGCUCAAAUAAUGCUCUUUCCCCUUUGCAUGGCUUUUCUGAACUCCCCAGGAAGACACUCCUUUCUCUACUUAGCUUAUAAAUAUCUCCUAUGAUAGCUUGUCCAUAUUAUGCUGGAGCUGCCCAUUUCUCUAUCAUCUUCUUGAGGCCAUAGGACCAUGUCUCACUGUCUCUAACAAGACAUAGAAAGCACACCUGCUUGGUUGUGUGUUUAUUCAUAAAACAUAUCGAGUAACGGUGGGAGCAUAGAAAGAUGCAGUCAUCAUCAACUCCCCGCAAAUGUGCUCAUGAGACAAUCUCACUAUGGAACACUUCAAAAUUUAUUUGGUCUUACACAGAUUAUCUGGGAGAACAUUUUUUAAAAGAGUAGUUUCAAAUAGUUUUUUAAAAGAGCUCUUACUGAAAUUUUAUUACUUAUAAACAUUCCUUACAUGUUUAUUAUAUCUAUAGCAAAUUCCUGUCAAAAUGUUCCACUGCCAGGCAACACAAUCUGACAGUUUGUGGUACACAAGCAUUUUUCUCCAUCAACAGGUAACUAUGUCAGAUGGAGGUAAGAAUGGCUCUAAAACUAGUAAUAAAGACAUUUCUUGGCAGAAAUUAUGUAACUUCUGUAUUUAAACAUUAUAAGCUGACAAUUAUACCUAGAUAAAUCUCAAAAUUCAAUAUAACUUCCAUAUAACUUUUUUUGCGGGGGGCAUGCACAAAACAGACUUGUGAGAAGAGUCAGUAUAAAUCUGGGGUGGGGUGGCAUAUUAAAACAUAUUAUAAAGCUAGUUAUAAAAAGUAGUUUGGACACCCAAGAGAGGAACACCUAAAUAUAUAAAGCAAAUAUUAAGACAUAUAGGAGAAAGUGAUAGUAAUAAAAUAGUAUUAGAGAAGCAAGACUAAAGAUGGUGGCAUGAGAGGUGAGAAAGAGACCUUGUCCCAAAACUACAUAUAAACAGUUAAUACAACAAAUCCUAAAAGAGCAGACCUCACAAAACAGUAAAAUACCAAAGCCGUGAUUGGGUAGGACCCAAGCACUUCUCCCACCCCAGCUCACCAGCAGAAGGAAGAGAGACAGAGCACAGAGGGAGUGGAAGCCUAGGACUGCUGAACACCUAGCCCUGGAUAUCUGCUCUGGGAGCAAGAACUAUUUUGCGUGGUGCUCUAGAGAUUCAUGGGGUUGAAAAGCUAAGACAGGAAGAAUACUUGGAGAAACUGAGAUUCUAGUCGCUUGUAGAAAACAGGGAUCCACACCUGGCUGCUCUGGGACAAAA
Manis javanica (Malayan pangolin) is the source of this 8045-nucleotide messenger RNA. NCBI's taxonomy places the organism in Eukaryota, Metazoa, Chordata, Mammalia, Pholidota, Manidae. The record is from RefSeq and is a predicted model, not a curated record.